AUGAACUCCAUGAAACCUGAAGAGAACAAGUCAUUCACUGCUACAGAAAAUGGCCGGGGUACCAGACCUGAAGAGUCACAGGAUGCUGUCAUGAGGCAGACAUGUCCUGGCACACCUGCUGCUCAUUCUCUGUCUGACAGGAAAGAGCGUAGCAGUCCCAUUAAGCUUAAAAGUGAAGUCAAGCAGGAAGCCUCUGUGGAAAUUCAGAACCAAGACUUGAGCACCAGUAAAAAAUGUUCUUUUACUUUUACCUUGAGUGAAAGCUCCAGGAAAUUAGACCGUAGUGUGUUUACAACCCAUGGUAAACUCACUGAGAAUAUCUACUCAGCCCUGAGAGCUAAGGCCAAUUUCAGAGAAAGGAUGGAGAAUCAUUUUAAUAAGAACAUCCUUGUUUAUGAAGAGAAAACUAUAGGCGGAUAUGUAAAUUUAGGAAUGCCUCUCAAGUGCCUACCUAAAGAUUCCCAUUUUAAAAUAACAUUUGGUCAAAGAAAGGGUAACCAGGAAGAUGAUCAGAUGUUUCGCCAAUGUGAAGAUCCAAACAUGGAAUGCAUUCUUUUUCACGUUGUUGCUGUUGGAAAGAAUAUAAAGAAGAUUGUCAAGAUCAAGGAACUUCAUGAAAGAGGAAGUACACUUUGUAUCUAUGUGUUAAAGGGUGAGACUAUCCAAGAAGCUCUAAGCAAGGAUGGCUGAUUUCGGUCCGACCUUGACAAAUUUGAAUGGAAAGUAAUGGAAGAUCAUCAGAAAAUUCAUGAAAAGCAGUCCCUGGUGGAUGAAGUAUGUGGAAAAACCUUAGAAAUGGACAUUUUUAAGAAACAUGUCAGGAGAGGUGCUCCUAAAAAAGUUAAUCAGAAUGAAAAUGCCAUUGAUGAAAUCGGUCCCCAGGAUCAGAUACAGUCUGAGAUCAAAGAAUACGAACCAGAGGCGGAUGGGGAAACUGAAGUUGUAGAGUCCAACAGAGAAAAAAUCGUCCCACCUCAGAGUCUAGGGCAUGGUAUUAAAGGUAAAAAACGACGCACAAUUUCCAGAAUAAGGGAUUAUUAUAAUAGUUUUAACAGAAAAUACUGGAGGAACAACUCAAGACAUAGGCAAAGGCCCCCUGUGGGUAUGCUGCAUGUUAUUCAAGCUAUCCCGAGGAAGGCAGCUAACCUCUGGCUAAAGAAUUGCCAAAUGCUGGACAAACAUAUAAUGGAUCAAUAUCCAAAUUUUAAUAAGGAGGCACUUUGGAUGAGAAAGUAUUUUCAGGAUGAACGGAAGAGAACCAAACUGACAACCUUUCAACAAUUCAACAUAUAUAAAAAGUACUUUGGGAAAGUGACUGAAAAUUCUACUUCAGUUGCAACCUGUGAAGAUCUUAUUCAUCUUAGUAAGUCAGUUGGGUUCAUGGCAUGGGACAGUAAUGGAAAUGGAGGGAAUGCUACUUGCUUUGUCUUCAAUCAUGGUUAUAUUUUCACCUGUCGACAUGUAAUACAUCUUAUGGUGGGAGAAGGCACAGAUCCAAGUUUGUGGCCAGAUAUAAUAAGCAAAUGUGCAAAGGUAACUUUCACUUAUAAAAGGUUCUGCCCUAUCAAUGUUGAUUGGUAUGACAUUGAGCCAUGGUUUGGAGUGUCUGAUGGACCUCUAGAUUAUGCCAUUCUAAAGCUAAGAAAUAAUGGAAAUGGAUUCCCUCCAGGCCUGUUUGAAUGAAUUUCCUCUCAAACACCUAGUGACUUGGUUUAUUUAAUUGGUCACCCAGAAGGCCAGGUCAAGAAGAUAGAUGGCUGUGCUGUGAUUCCUCUAAACCGGCGGUUAGAGAGGUACCUAGAACAACACCAAGAUGGGAUGGUAGAACCCCAUGCUGCCCCUUAUAAUGUUUUCUCCAUGUUCACCCAAAGAAGUUUCCUACCAGAAGUUUGGAGCACUGACACCCUUAGCUAUGAUACCAGCUUUUCCAGUGGGUCCUCUGGCUCCCCAGUGUUUAAUACAUCUGGUGAAUUGGUUGCUAUUCAUACUGUUGGGCAUUUUUACAACCAUGGAGGUAAAACCCAAGCCCUUAUUGAAUAUGGCUAUUCUAUGUGUUCAGUUCUUUGUGACGUUAAACUUAAAAAUGAGAGCUUUUAUAAAUUCUUAAAUGAAGGGGAAAACAAGAACCAUAACGAAGACCAUAACAAACAAGAGUUGUCACUUCAAGAUCAUCAGAUUGAAUCCACGGAACAUUAG
This is a messenger RNA of Neomonachus schauinslandi (Hawaiian monk seal), 2196 nucleotides long. It is a transcript of the gene FAM111B, whose product is annotated as FAM111 trypsin like peptidase B. The record is from RefSeq and is a predicted model, not a curated record. Lineage: Eukaryota; Metazoa; Chordata; Mammalia; Carnivora; Phocidae. The transcript is spliced from 2 exons.